This is a messenger RNA of Hipposideros armiger (great roundleaf bat), 1164 nucleotides long. Its product is annotated as mas-related G-protein coupled receptor member X2-like. The transcript is spliced from 2 exons. NCBI's taxonomy places the organism in Eukaryota, Metazoa, Chordata, Mammalia, Chiroptera, Hipposideridae. Gene Ontology annotation, biological process: G protein-coupled receptor signaling pathway. Gene Ontology annotation, cellular component: plasma membrane. The record is from RefSeq and is a predicted model, not a curated record. Gene Ontology annotation, molecular function: G protein-coupled receptor activity. The coding region runs from base 64 to 1095 and encodes 343 amino acids.
UCUCUGCUGUUUGUCUCUCCCAGGAGAGCUCUUCCUUUUCUACUCACCACCCCCAACGAGAAGAUGGCGCUAAGUGGCAGCAGUGGAGAAUUUCCCAGCAUUAAUGCAACGGUCGCAACCUGGGGGACUACAUUUUCACCAAUGAAUGGAAGUGACCAGGACCCUCCUCAAAAUAUCGACAUGGGGACACUGAUCUUGGUCUCGCUGAUGGCCAUCAUUGCCAUGGUUGGACUGGCAGGAAACGCGGUGGUGCUGUGGUUCCUGGGCUUCCGCAUGCAGAGGAACACCUUCUCUGUCUAUAUCCUCAACCUGGCGGGAGCCGACUUCCUCCUCCUCUGCUGCCAGAUUGUACAUUCCCUGGAGAUACUCAGCAAUAACUUCCAUUCUAUUUCUAUUUCUAUCUACAGCUUUUUCUUCACUGUGUUCAACUUUGCCUACAUCACGGGCCUGAGCCUUCUCAGUGCCAUUAGCACCGAGCGCUGCCUGUCUGUCCUGUGGCCCAUCUGGUACCGCUGCCACCGCCCCAGACACAUGUCACCUGUCAUGUGUGCCCUGCUCUGGGCCCUGUCCCUGCUGUUGAGCAUCCUGGAAGAGAAGUUCUGUGUCUUCCUGGUUUGGGAUUUAGAUCAUAUCUCGUGUUCAGCAUUAGAUUUACUCAUUGCUGGGUGGCUGAUUUUCUUAUUUGUGUUUCUCUCAGGGUCCAGCCUGGCCCUGGUCACCAGACUGCUGUGUGGCUUCCAGAGGGUACAGAUGACCAGGCCGUAUGUGACCGUCCUGCUCACAGUGCUGGUGUUCCUCCUCUGUGGCCUGCCCUGGGGCAUCCAUUGGUUCCUUCUAUACUGGGUUAAUAAUAAUUUAUAUAAGCUCUCCCUUCCUCUUCAACUGGUUUCAUAUGUCCUGUGCAGUGUCAACAGCUGUGCCAACCCCAUCAUUUACUUCUUCGUUGGCUCCUUUAGGCAGCAAUGGAGGAGGCGAAGGCAGACCCUGAAGCUGGUUCUCCAGAGGGCUCUGCAGGACUUUCCUGAGGGGGAUGAACAUGGAGGAAGUCUUCCUCAGGAAGCCCUGGAGAUGUCGGGAAGCAGUCUGGUGUCCUGAUUCAGAGUCUUGCUUUGUUCAGACACAUGGGGUUUAGAGAACCAGUUUUGUCCCUAUCAGUUUGGGAGG